Molecule: messenger RNA, 1087 nt
Organism: Beta vulgaris subsp. vulgaris (sugar beet)
Lineage: Eukaryota; Viridiplantae; Streptophyta; Magnoliopsida; Caryophyllales; Amaranthaceae
Product: ethylene-responsive transcription factor ERF109
Exons: 1
Coding region: 188-922 (244 amino acids)
Biological process (GO): regulation of DNA-templated transcription; ethylene-activated signaling pathway
Molecular function (GO): DNA-binding transcription factor activity; DNA binding
Source: RefSeq, a predicted model, not a curated record
UAUGUUUUAUUUAUUCAGUGGAGUGGACCAUUUAACCCGUGUGUGAAAGGUGUGGACCUUUUAUGUCUUCUCUCAGUUCUCUGUUUUCAAGUCCCCACUUGGCCACUUGCCACUUCAUAUAUAUAUGCGCAUUCACCUGUAAAUUCAGUGUCCAAAAUCAUCAAAAAAAAAAAAAAAUGUUAUAAUAAUGAAAGCAGCAAAAACUGAGAAACCAGAUUGUUGGCCAUUGAGUUCUGAUCAAGAGAUGAAUAUCAUGGUAACAGCUUUGAAGCACGUGAUUUCAGGUGAUCCUUUCCAUGGGUCCCAGUUUGUAGAAGAAGCCAUAAAAAACUAUCAGAAUUUGUCCACGUGUUCUCCUUUAGCUCCUGCCACGACUCCAAUACUCCCGCCAAAUUAUGAAAAUACAAAUUCUACUCCUAGUACCAACGGAAAAAAGAGGAAGUAUAAGAAGAGCAUAUACAAGGGAGUACGGCAAAGGCCAUCGGGGAAAUGGGCAGCUGAGAUUCGGGACCCACACCGGGAGGUCCGAGUGUGGCUCGGAACGUUCCACACCGCCGAGGAUGCCGCUAGGGAGUAUGAUCGAGCUGCUGUCCGAUUUCGGGGUCCACAUGCUAAGCUUAAUUUCCCGAUUUCUAAUUACCUCCCACAAAUGCAAGAGCAGCAAAAACAGAAUAAUCAACAUCAGGAUAAUCAAGAGGUUGAUAAUAACAAUAAUAAUCAUCAUUAUAUUGAUAACCAAGAACAGCAACAUAGUAUAAAUGAAGUGAAUAAUGAGAAUGUAAUUAGUGCUAAUCAAGAGGCACAGAGUUUUGUGCAUAUCACUGAUGGUGAGGAACUAGACCAUUGGGUGAACACGUUGAUCGACAAUACCCUUCCCGAGUUCCUUCAAGAGGAGCCACAUUUCAAAAGAACUAGGUUUUAAUAAUACCUACAUCAAAACUCUUUGUAGCUCUAUAUAUACAUGUAAAAAUAUGAAGCUUAGCUUGGUUAUGUUGGUAGACAUUUCAUCUCAUGAUCUUAGGGGUUCGAAUCCCACCAAGGGUCUGUUCUCCCCAGCUUAUUUUCAGUUCAGUUCAAUUCAGUUCAA